Drosophila pseudoobscura is the source of this 1857-nucleotide messenger RNA. It is a transcript of the gene TwdlT, whose product is annotated as TweedleT. The coding region runs from base 264 to 1145 and encodes 293 amino acids. The record is from RefSeq and is a predicted model, not a curated record. The transcript has 3 exons. NCBI's taxonomy places the organism in Eukaryota, Metazoa, Arthropoda, Insecta, Diptera, Drosophilidae.
CUGGAUUUCUGUAUAAAUUGAUGAUGCGGCUGCAGUGGUUCGUCAGUGAAGCAUUUGAUUUGGUCUAAUAAACAACAUCCGAGCAAGCAGUCGAGGAUACAGAAACACCUAGGAUUACUGUGAUAGUGCCAGUGCAAAGUGUGUGCGUGUUAGAUCGUAUCCGAGAAUCAGAGAAUCCGAGUCUCUAAGAACCCGUGACCCAAGAUCCAAGAGAACCCAAGCAACGCGUCUUUUCCGUCCACUCAACCCGUGACUAAGCAGCCAUGAAAGCCUUCAUUCUUAUGUCCUGUCUGGCCCUGGCCGCGGCCCGUCCUGAGGCCGGCUACAACUACAACCGUCCCGGAGGCGGCGGUGGCUCCGGCGGCGGCUUUGGAGGUGGCUCCAGCGGCGGCUUCGGAGGUGGCUCUAGUGGAGGAUUCGGAGGUGGCUCCAGCGGCGGUUUCGGAGGUGGCUCUAGUGGAGGAUUCGGAGGUGGCAGCGGCGGCGGAGGAGGCGGUGGCUUCGGAGGUGGAUUCGGCGGCGGCUCCGGUGGCGGAGGAGGAGGAGGCGGUGGCUUCGGAGGUGGAUUCGGCGGCAGCUCCGGUGGUGGAUUCGGAGGAGGCGGCAGCAUUGGCGGAUUCGGAGGUGGAGGCGGCGGCGGCGGUGGCACCACCUUAGUGCAGAAGCACAUCUACGUGCAUGUGCCGCCACCAGAGCAGGACGAAGUGCGUCAGCGCCCCAACCUGCCAGUUGGCCAGUCGCAGAAGCACUACAAGAUCAUCUUCAUUAAGGCCCCAUCCCCGCCCUCGUACCAGGCUCCAGUCAUCCCCCUGCAGCCCCAGAACGAGGAGAAGACCUUGGUCUAUGUGUUGGUGAAGAAGCCCGAGGACCAGCAGGACAUUGUCAUCCCCACACCGGCACCCACACAGCCCUCAAAGCCCGAGGUGUACUUCAUCAAGUACAAGACCCAGAAGGAGUCUGGCGGUAUCUCAGGUGGCAUCUCCGGUGGCAUAUCCGGCGGCGGCAGCGGUGGCUUCACUCAGUCCAACUCUGGCAGCGGCUACACCACCGGCGGCGGCGAUGGUGGCUUCACCGGCGGCGACAGCGGCUCCAUCUCGGCCCCGUCCAGCAACUACGGCCCACCCGGCAAGUCCGGCCCCUACUAAGAAUCUCUCCAUCCACCAUCCACCAUCUACCAUACGAACUUCGAACUCAACUUCGGCUCAAGCUGCUGACUAGUCCUGUCGUUGACACGCCCCCCACUCUCACACAGAAUCUCCACCACAUCGACAUCAACAUUAACCACACAUCAGCAUGACCACCAACACCACAAACACUGCGACUUGACCCGAAACGUGACGAUCUUCUACCACACAUGUGUCCCUUCUUCUGGUCCCCGACACAGCCACAUGCCCCUAAAUCGGGGCUAGUCUCCGCUCGGAUCGCUAGCCCCAACCACGCCCGCAAACGGGAUAGUGCUUUCCGCCCAUGUCUUUUGUAUAUAAUACGUUUCCAAACUCACUUUCUCUCUCCCACUAUACUACUUUCCAUCUCUUUCCAUCUGUCAGUCGCACUUCGUCCGACCAGAGUCUGAAAACACUAAACUUUGCCCUGAAAAUUCUAUUAGCUAAUAGGCGACGAGUGCGGGUUCCUUGGAUGGGAACCUCGCUUGGGCGCCCGAAAGAGCGAUGGCAGAAGAAGAUAAUAAUGAUGAUGAUAAUAAUGAUGAUGAUGAUAUAGAAGAUGAUUUAGCGGGGCUUGACACAAUGCUCCAUGCAUACACAUAAAUAUAUAUAUAUUUUAAUUAUACUAGAAUAAGUACUUUAUGCUCAAUAAAAAAAAACAACGGUGACAAAAUUACGAAAAAAAAAACCAACA